This is a messenger RNA of Linum trigynum, 3360 nucleotides long. Lineage: Eukaryota; Viridiplantae; Streptophyta; Magnoliopsida; Malpighiales; Linaceae. The record is from the annotation of a GenBank genome assembly.
AUGGCAGAUCUUGUUAGCUACGGUAAUGCCGACCGUGACACCGAGCAGGCUUUAAUUGCUUUGAAGAAGGGGGCUCAUCUUUUGAAAUAUGGUCGCAAGGGAAAACCCAAGCUUUACCCAUUCAGACUUUCUUAUGAUGAAACAACUUUGAUUUGGAUUUCAAGUAGUGGUGAAAGAAGUUUGAAGUUGUCUUCUGUCUCUAGAAUUAUUCCUGGACAAAGAACUGCUGUCUUUCAGCGAUAUCUGCGCCCUGAAAAGGACUACUUAUCCUUUUCUCUUAUAUACAAUAACGGAAAGAGGUCUCUUGAUCUGAUUUGCAAGGACAAGGUUGAGGCAGAGGUGUGGAUUGCAGGAUUAAAGGCAUUGAUUGCUUCUCGUCAAACUGGGCGCUCGAAAAUCGAUGGAUGGACUGAUGGGGGCCUCUACAUUGAUGACAGCAAGGAUUUGACAUCAAAUAGUGCUAGUGACAGUUCUGUUAGCAUCACACGAGAUAUUAGCUCCCCAGAGGUUGUAGCUGUCAGUUCUAAUCCCACUUCUACUUCUCCCAAGAGGUUUCGGCCUGAGAAUUCUCCACAAUCUGAUCGAUCACAUGUAGGAUUAGACAACAACAACACAAACAUGCAAGUUAAAGGUUCUGGUUCAGAUGCUUUUCGAGUCAGUGUUUCCAGUGCACCUAGCACCUCUAGUCAUGGAUCUGCACCAGAUGACUGUGAUGCCCUAGGUGAUGUAUACUUGUGGGGGGAGCUCAUAAGUGAUAGUACCGUGAAAAUUAGUGCUGAUAAAAAUGCCACAUAUUUGAGUUCUAGAGCAGAUGUUCUUCUUCCCAGGCCACUAGAGUCUAACGUCGUUUUAGAUGUAAAUCACAUAGCCUGUGGUGUAAAGCAUGCUGCUUUAGUUACAAGGCAAGGUGAAAUCUUUACAUGGGGUGAGGAAUCGGGCGGUCGUCUUGGCCAUGGUGUAGGGAAGGAUGCUAUUCAACCUCGUCUUGUUGAAUCACUUGCGGUUACUAGUGUUGAUUUCGUGGCAUGUGGGGAGUUUCAUACAUGUGCAGUAACAAUGGCUGGUGAACUCUAUACAUGGGGAGAUGGCACUCACAAUGCUGGACUUCUUGGUCACGGUACUGAUGUCAGUCACUGGAUACCUAAGAGAAUCUCAGGUCCUCUCGAGGGACUGCAGAUUGCUUCAGUAACAUGCGGGCCAUGGCACACGGCGUUGAUAACAUCAAUGGGCCAGCUUUUCACCUUUGGAGAUGGAACUUUUGGGGUCUUGGGUCAUGGUGACAGGGAAAACAUUGCCUAUCCUAGAGAAGUAGACUCUUUAUCCGGUUUAAGAACCAUAUCCGUAGCAUGUGGUGUGUGGCAUACUGCUGCUGUGGUGGAGGUUAUUGUCACACAGUCUAGUUCAAGUGUUUCCUCUGGGAAACUGUUUACAUGGGGCGAUGGAGAUAAAAACCGUCUUGGACAUGGAGAUAAGGAACCUCGGCUUAAACCCACCUGCGUUCCAGCCUUAAUUGAGUACAACUUUCAUAAAAUUGCUUGUGGGCAUAGUCUAACCGUUGGUCUGACAACAUCUGGAAAUGUGUUCACUAUGGGAAGUACUGUUUAUGGUCAACUGGGAAGUCCCCAGGCAGAUGGGAAGUUGCCUUGUUUGGUCGAAGAUAAGCUUUCUGGUGAAUUUGUUGAAGAGAUUGCGUGUGGUUCGUAUCAUGUUGCAGUUUUGACUUCUAAGAGUGAAGUUUAUACAUGGGGUAAGGGAGCAAAUGGGAGGCUAGGGCAUGGAGAUGUUGAAGAUCGUAAAACGCCGACUCUGGUUGAAGGCUUGAAGGAUAGAAAUGUAAAAUACAUUGCUUGUGGUGCAAACUACACAGCUGCCAUAUGUCUUCAUAAAUGGGUAUCUGGUGCUGAGCAAUCUCAGUGUUCUUCAUGCAGACAGGCUUUUGGUUUUACUCGAAAGAGACACAACUGCUAUAACUGUGGACUAGUACAUUGCCACUCUUGCAGUUCAAGAAAAGCAAUUAGAGCUGCCUUGGCUCCCAAUCCUGGGAAACCCUAUCGUGUCUGCGAUUCCUGUUAUGCUAAACUAAGCAAGGUCUCAGAAUCUAAUAACAUCAGAAGAAACUCGGUACCUCGGCUUUCGGGUGAGAACAAGGACAGGCUGGACAAGUCCGAGAUUAGGUCAUCCAAGGCUGCUUUGUCUUCGAAUGUAGAUUUGAUUAAGCAAUUAGAUAGUAAAGCUGCAAAACAAGGAAAGAAAGCAGAAACAUUCUCCUUGGUACGAUCCUCUCAAACACCAUCUUUAUUGCAGCUGAGAGAUGUUGUUUUGUCUACUACGAUUGAUUUAAGAUCAAAGGUUCCCAAACCAGUUCUUACGUCGUCUGGCAUGAGUUCGAGGUCUGUGUCCCCUUUCUCAAGGAGACCUAGUCCCCCUAGGUCGGCGACACCUGUUCCAACGACAUCUGGGCUUUCCUUCUCGAAAAGUAUUGCUGAUAGUUUGAAGAAAACAAAUGAGCUUCUUAAUCAGGAAGUGAUGAAGUUGCGUUCACAGGUUGACGGUCUGAAACAGAAGUGUGAGUUCCAAGAAUUGGAGCUCCAAAGGUCGGCUAAAAAAAUGCAAGAAGCUAUGGCAAUGACUGCAGAAGAAUCAGCCAAAUCUAGAGCUGCAAAAGAUGUUAUAAAGUCGCUCACUGCACAGCUCAAGGAAUUAGCCGAAAGGUUGCCACCUGGCGUCUACGACCCUGAGAGCUUAAAGCCUGCUUACCUACCAAACGGUUUGGAUUCGAACGGUAUUCAUCAUGCAGAUACCAAUGGAGACCGGCAUUCAAGAUCCGAAUCAAUCAGUGGGAUGUCACUGUCAUCUCCAACUGGACUUGAUUUUAGUUCAGCAAAUGGAAAUCAUCACGGUUCUAUUCAAUCGUUUGGGGACCUAUCCGGACACAAUGGCAGCAGAGAAGACCAUUCAGAUGCCAGGCUGUCGAAUGGCUCAGGAGCUCGUUCAAGUAGGAGUAUAUUAGAGUCCAUUGAUGGAAAGGAGUCGUCUGGACCCAUUCAAGAUGGCGAGACUGGUUCGAGAACUCGAGAUCCAGCAUCAUUGCCUGGCAACGGUAAUCAUGUUGAGGCUGAAUGGAUUGAACAGUAUGAGCCCGGUGUGUACAUAACUCUCGUGGCCCUCCGUGAUGGAACUAGAGAUCUCAAACGUGUUCGCUUCAGCCGGAGGAGAUUUGGGGAGCACCAAGCAGAGACGUGGUGGUCGGAAAACCGAGAGAAAGUAUAUGAGAAAUACAAUGUGCGUGGAUCGGACAAAUCUUCGGUUUCUGCUCAGGCUGCUCGGAGAUCAGAGGGUUCCGUGUCAUCUGCUUCUUAA